AUGGGGAAGGAAGACUACGUAUCCACCGGUGGGAGUCUGAAGCUCAAAGGAGUUAUGGACGGUGGAAUCAGAAAGAAGAAGAAAAAGAAGCCUCCGACCCCAGAUCCAGCAUCGGAACUGAAAUCACGCGACGCUUCCGCCGGAGCUGCGAGCGCCCAUGGACUGGGGGAACGUGGGGAGGAGGAGCCGGAGGAGGAGCCGGAGGAUCCCUACGCUGGAAAGACUGAGGCCGAGAGGCGGUUCGAGGAGAGGAAACGAAAGAGGGUUUGUAUUUCUUCAAAGUCUGGCAACUGGGUGAAGGCUUACGAAUUAUAUAUAGCUAGACGAGAGACUCAAGAAGGAGGGGAUCAAAAGUCACAAGGAGCGUGUCGAGGAGUUUAACAAGUAUUUGAGUAAUCUCAGUGAGCACCACGACAUGUUAGUCCUCACAAUCCCCCCGCCCUCCCCGUUAUAGAUUGCCGAUUGUCCUAAUAUUAUCUAUAGGCCUCGUAUUGGCCCAGGCUAACGUCCUUCGCGGGAAAAUUUGGGGGCUCGAUUGGUCUCGGUAUUUUUCAUAUCUGUAUCGCUGCACUUUGGCUCUCUAAUAACGAAGUCGUCUCGAGCUAUCGUAUUCACGCGCUAGCCCACCUUACGAGGCAAUUACUUAUAGAAAUCGUGAUGAAUGUUCAAUCCGGACAUUUGACAUGUUUAAUACCCAAUGCACUCGGGUAAGUCUGGGGCACCGGUACUCGGCUUUCCUUUUUUUGUUUUGAUAAACCAAACACUGUAUUAAAGUACAUAUGAAAAACAUUGGUAUGAG
This is a messenger RNA of Tuber aestivum (summer truffle), 799 nucleotides long. Lineage: Eukaryota; Fungi; Ascomycota; Pezizomycetes; Pezizales; Tuberaceae. The record is from the annotation of a GenBank genome assembly.